Molecule: messenger RNA, 3625 nt
Organism: Tauraco erythrolophus (red-crested turaco)
Lineage: Eukaryota; Metazoa; Chordata; Aves; Musophagiformes; Musophagidae
Source: RefSeq, a predicted model, not a curated record
CUUGGACAACAAAGACAGAAACUUGCUGCGCAUUCAAGAGAAAGAGAGGAGGAGUCAGGAAGCUCUGAAAGAAGACGACAAAACCCCUGAGAAGACUCCCCUCUUUGCAGAACCCUACAAGACUAAUAAAAGAGAUGAGUUGUCAAGACGAAUUCAGAACAUGCUGGGCAAUUAUGAGGAGGCCAGGGGGCUCAUAAGCAAAAUGUCCCAUCUCAUAGAGGUUCCAAGAAGCGUUGCUCCUCUGAUCCCACAAGGAAAGCCUGAUUACCCACACUUCCCUAAAGAGACCAGCCAUACAUUACUGUUUUCAUUCCACCACACAACCCACCCUCCACCCAUGGGACCUAUGGUUGUAGCUCCUCCCCCUCCAGGCCACUCCAUUCACCACCAAAAGGCACAAUCAAGAACAGAACCAGCUUCAGGUUUGCACACCGAGGGUCACAGCUUACCCAAUGGUCAGAACCAAAGUCCAGAACAUAAUUGUGAUGGCCAGGAAAGUCAUGCAAGUUCUCAUCACAAGGGAAAUGACAGGCAUGCAGCUGGUGAAGGUCAUGCUAAUGAACUGCAGGACCCCCUGGUUCUUUCUCCAUUGCUGUCAUCUUUGUCCGCUCCAGUGGCACCCCUGUUACCUCUACAAUCCAGCCAUUCCAAUUCCAACUCACAGAAGAGCAGCGAAAGUCAUGAGCUGACCUGCAGUCAAACAAAAUCAUCUCAGGACCUAGUGACAGAAUCAGAGGAGGAAAGUUGGGACAGCUCAAACGAUGACCUGACCAUCACCCCUCCGCCUUCCUCUCCACCCUUUGCCCCACCUUUGCCAUCACAAAACAGUGCAAUGCAGCCAAAACCAACCGCCUAUGUUAGACCAAUGGAUGGCCAAGAUCAAACACCAGUUGGGUCCCCAGAGCUUAAACCUCCACAGAAGGAAUACCAUGGAGAACUCGAUGAAGAAAUCUCGGAUUUGAAGGCAGAUGCCAAGGCCAAACUAUCCGAAUUGGAAAUCCCUUCUGAGCCCGUAGAGGAAACCUUCCCCAGUGAUACUCGCUCCGUUGAAGACAUUUUGAAGGAAAUUACCGAAUUAUGGCUACCUCCCUUGACAGAUAUUGAUACGCCUAGUACAGCAGAGCCUUCCAAAUUUCCGUUCCCGACAAAGGAAUCACAGCACGUUGGAUCUGUAGCACAGAAUCAGAAAGAAUGUGACGCACCGUCAGAAGCACGGCCUAGUUCUCCACCAGUCGCAUCAAUGCUUCCGGACGACCUGCAGCUCAGUGAUAGUGAAGAGAGUGGUGACGACCAAGUUGUUGAAAAGCCACCUUCUUCACUUGCUUCUCCAAGUGCCCUACAGUCCCAGCCCAAGAGUGCGGCAUCAGCACAUUCCAGCAGCUCGAAGUCAGGGAGCUCCAGUGACUCAGGGAGCUCUUCAAGCUGCUCUUCAAGCUCUUCAGACUCGGAGAGCACCUCAAGUGACAAGAAAGAUAACAACCCUCAGAGAGAGAAAGCGUCAGCGCCUGAGCCUGACCCACCAACAGUGGGUGGUAAUAAUAAUAAGUGGCAGCUUGACAACUGGCUAACCAAGGUGAACCCACCAGCAGUGCCAACAGACAGUCUCGGCCAAAUCACCCAUGGAGAUGGACACAAAGAGGGCAAGAAGCAGGAGCAGGACAUCAGCAGCAAUUCCUCCGACCAGCGCACAGAGCCGAGGGAGCCUUGCCACAAGAGCUCCGGCCAAGCAGACAAGACUCCUCAGGAUGCUCAUCUUCCAACCAAAAGCAACAGCCAGAAGUCUUCUGUGUGCACUAAGAAGGCUUCGCCCAAGCAGGCUGUGGGGAUCAAAAGGCCCAGCAAGGCCCCGGAGCACCAGGGGCCCAAGAAAGCCCUGAAGUUGGAGAAGGACCCUAGUUCUGUUGAGGUCAGAGACCAGUCUUCCAAGGACAAGCUAAAAGUCAAAACAAAAGGGAAGCCAAAAUCCAGUGACAGAAAAGACCCAAAGCUGACACUGCAAGAGACCUGUGAGAACAGAAAGCACAAGAGCUCCCACCAGACCAGCACCAAAACCGUCUUGGACCCCAAGCUCGUGAAAGAUGUUUUGCCGGGCAGUGCCCAGGACCAUCUCACUCUCAGUCCCCUUCCUCAAGGUCAGGACACAACCCUCACCGAGACUAGUGGCCACAGGCCUGCCAUCAAGACCAAAGAGGAUGUUCACAAGGAGAAACUUCCCCUGCCUAUCAAGGAGAAAAAGUUGCUCUCACCAGAGAAGAAGUCCCCUACCCCUCAGUCCCUCAAGGUGAAAAUAGAUCUCUCUCUCCUGUCAAGAGUCCCUGAGCGCCCCAGGAAAGACAGUCAGCAGGAGAAAGCAGAGACCAAGGAACUCCCUGAUGAAAGGAAGAAGGAGUUGAAGAGGAAAACCACGGAUGCUUCUGACAAGUCUCUUCAAAAGAGGAAGAGGGAAGUGGAGGACGAGAUUGAUAGGAAGAAAAUGAAAUCAGAAAAAGAAACAAAAUCAUUGCAGUCUUCAGCUAACAAAGACUCUGAUAAAUUGAAAGCAUUAAAAGCUUCACCUGAAACUCAGGAGAAAGAUCCACUGCCACCCAUGUCUUCUGCACAUUCUGCACCAAAGUCAACCAAGAUGGCCCAAAAGAGACCCAGAAGUGAGAGUGACGAGCUCCCUGCCAUGGAUAACACUGCCAAGAUCAAGAGCAACCACAAGGAUCCUUUGAUCCCCAAGCACAUGAAAGUGGAGAGAGAUGACGCUGAACCAUUGAAGGGCAUCAAAGAACGUGCAGGAGAUGUCACAAAUCCUUUCCCAGUGCCUUCUUUGCCAAAUGGUAACUCCAAGCCAAGCAUACCUCAAUACAAGUUUGAAAAAAAGUAUCCAGUUGAAUACUACAUACAAGAGGCCAAGAAGCUGAAGCACACAGCUGAUGCAAUGACCGACAAGACUGGAAGGGCCUUUCAGUACCUAGCUGCUGCGGUUUACUACAUUGAAUAUGGACUUGCCUUGGAAUCGGACGAACAAGCACCAAAAUCGUCUUUCGGCAUAUUCUGCAACACCAUAGAGCUUCUCAAAUUCACCAUGACUUUGAAAUGCUUUAUAGACUUCUCAGCAUCUCCAUAUGAAAAAAUCCUUGCCGUGUUAUGCAUGCGCUGCCAGUCUCUUCUGUACAUGGCAAUUUUUCGUCACAAGAAAGACUGUGCCAGAAAGUUUGCCAGGAUCCUGAAUGACUACUUCAGGGGUGUUUCCAGAGCAAUGCAAGCACCUUCUUUUUAUGUUGCAAGAAGCACAGGACUGCCUUCUCCUUAUUCUUCAAUGCCCUCUCCUGCCAGUUCUGCAGGCUCUCAGCCAGGAUCAAACGCUAGCUACUGCAGUGGCAACGGCAUUGGCUCUCCAAUCACUGUCCCCUCUGAUAUUCCAAACAUCGCCACUUCCUAUAUCGAUGUCACUUCCUAUGUCCUCUACGCGUAUGAAAUUUGGGAACACGCUGAUGCACUGGCCGAGCAGAAUAAGGAGUUUUUUGCUGAACUCAGCACAGUGACGUGCGCUCUGACACUGACCAGUCGCCUGACUGAACUGAUACACUACACUAAACAGGGUUUACAGUGGCUGAGACCGUACUCAAAUAUGCCUUAA